CUUCUCAGACACCGUUCCUGAUAUCCUGUCGGAUACAUAUCGCUCGGCGUCAAUUGGCCUCAAGGCUAUAGAUUGGGAUAUCUAAACGCAGCGGUGCCCUUUUUGCCAGGAUAUCCCCUGUCCACACCGGAGUUGUCUGGCUGACAUUCACUAUGUUCUCCGCAAAAACCUCUGGGCCCUCGACUGGCGGUCUCUUCGGUGGUUCUUUAUUGUGAGUUUGUUUUCCUUCUGAUCUGUUUGCUAUUUGCAAGCUUUACUUGAUAUGGACAGAUCUCUCGAUCCCUCUUUUCACUUGGCUCUCACUAUUUCUUUCUACCUGCUGCAUGCCCCCAAAGGAGACAGGCAUUCUGGGUUCAUCUGAAGCUGCGCUGAAUACACUUACCUUGGUUUUUUAUUUUCGCAUAUUUGCUAAGAAGCUAUGGCAUCGGACAGUGGCAACUCGAAUACACAAGCCUCGCCCUCUCUAUCCACACCCGCGACGGCGAACACUUCUGGAAGCACGGGAGGUCUUUUCUCCAAUCUCGGAUCAAACACACAGUCUAAGCCAUCUGGCGGGUUAUUUGGAAAUGCGGGCGCUACUACGCAGUCUUCUGGUACAAGUAUGUUCGGGUCUCUAGGUGGACAGCAGCAAAAUACCGCGACAAGUGGCGGCGGUGGUCUAUUUGGAAGCUCGACGACAGCUGCUUCGCAGCCGCAGUCAUCGGGUCUAUUUUCAGGACUCGGUGGGGGGAACAAAACUACACAGGGCGGGACUGGCGGUGGUCUUUUCUCGGGCCUAUCUGGCACUUCAACCCAGACGCAGUCUAAGCCACUCUUUGGCACCUCGACGACAGCCGGUGGAGGACUCUUUAGAAAUCAAGGUGCAUCGCAACAGCAGCAGCAACAGGCCCAGAAACCUUCACUUUCGGUAUUCGGAGAUAAGCAAACCGGAACUAAGCCGGCCCAGCAGCAGACUACGGCAGGCCAGACUGUGAUUCCCGGCGUCAAAGUUGAUACGAGAGAUCUCCUGCCAACGACGAAAUACGAGAGCUGCGUAGAUGAGGUCAAGAGAGACAUCGAAGCUGUGGAUACCUUCAUCCUGAACCAGAUUAAAAUGUGCAACGAGUUGGCGGACAUACUGCCCACGAUUGACAGCCAAGGUGCCAGCAUCCCCAACGAUGUUGAGUUUGUCCAGGGCAAGCUAGAGACUAUGCAACGUGCACUUGAAAAUGACGCAGCCGAUAUUGAUCAGGUGCGUGAUCUGGUUGCCCGCGAUGCAGCGGAGGCGCAAGUUGCAUUCCGAGCUAUCGACACCUUGAAGCUGCCGUUGCAGUACCAGACUGCAGAUCAGACCCUGGCCGAUCGGCCGUACGCACGGUCGACGCGGAAGAACACGCUGGCGCUCCCGGACGAUGUGGAAAGUGACCCGACGACGGCCGAGUCGAUUAACGGAGUGCCCGUCAACCUUGUUGAGUACUUCUCCCAGCGAUCCGAUGAGAUGGGCUCAGUUCUAGAGCGGUAUCAACGGAACCUCAAGGAGAUCGAAGGGCACCUCUCAGCCGUAGAACACACGCUGAGCCAGCAGAUCUACGAGUUUUUUGCGAAGAGCACGGACGGGGCAGCAGGCAGUACGGGCGCUCCCCGAUCGGCGUUUGGGGAACUAGUCGGAGCGCUCCGAGACGUGGAGAUUGGUAUCCUGGGCGUUGCGAAUAGGCUGGCAGGGGUGAAGGACCAGUCGCAGGAGGUGAUGUUUGGACCACCGUCGCUGGGGGCUAGCCGACUCAACGUGUAAUGAUGAUGAUGACUGCCUGUGUUGAAAGAUUCCCCUUGCUUCUUGUACGAUAGAUAGGACGUUGGGAGUUUGUGAAUGUAUCUCGGGAUCUACAGAUGAGUAAUAAUCGAUCAUAGCGCAACCUCCUGCAGGCAUUGCAUCAUCUGCGAUAUCACUUUAUUUCGGCCUCAGUAUUACUACUACUACUAUUACCA
Monascus purpureus is the source of this 1965-nucleotide messenger RNA. NCBI's taxonomy places the organism in Eukaryota, Fungi, Ascomycota, Eurotiomycetes, Eurotiales, Aspergillaceae. The record is from the annotation of a GenBank genome assembly.